This is a messenger RNA of Nothoprocta perdicaria, 2238 nucleotides long. It is a transcript of the gene PIGW, whose product is annotated as phosphatidylinositol glycan anchor biosynthesis class W. Gene Ontology annotation, molecular function: glucosaminyl-phosphatidylinositol O-acyltransferase activity. The record is from RefSeq and is a predicted model, not a curated record. Gene Ontology annotation, biological process: GPI anchor biosynthetic process; protein localization to plasma membrane. The transcript has a single exon. Bases 307 to 1827 code for a protein of 506 amino acids. Gene Ontology annotation, cellular component: endoplasmic reticulum; membrane. Lineage: Eukaryota; Metazoa; Chordata; Aves; Tinamiformes; Tinamidae.
ACAACAGCACAGCCUUGCAAGUGCUCGUGCCUCUGRGUAGUUCUAUGUGCUAGUCAAGUGUGAGCCUAAUGGUCUGCGCCUAGGGCUGUUCUACAUUCUUGAAAUCAAGUAGUUGCUUAUGUUAUCUCUUAAGUGAAUGYAUGAACCUUAAUGAACCUGUAAGAAAGAUUUUGUCUUGUUAAAUUUCUGUGCCUAUCACUUAAUGUGCAGAGAUGCCAGAUGAGAGUUUAAAAAAUGAAUUUCUGUGGAUCCUGUUUCAGAUAAAUAACUGGUUCACAUUUCCAUUUUUCAUAGGAAGAAACAAGAAUGUCACAAAAACAGCUGAAAGAAGCCUUUGUCAGUAACUUAAAUGGAACUACUUUGCUGGAAAUGUCACUAGGCUUUUGUGUAGCUCCACUAUGUCUGCUUGGCAGAGGACUUCUGUUGAUCUUAUAUUAUCUGCACUAUGGGAAACCUUUAAGUUCAAGGAAAUACUAUUUUCUGCUAGAUUUCCUUGUGCUAAUAUCUCCUCUCCUGUUCUGCUGCACAGUCUUGUCUCCAGUCAUCUUUUAUAUUCCCCCUGUCAUUGCAGCCAUCUGUGCAGGAAUAUUUUAUAAAAUAUACAGCCAAAGAAAACAUGAUAGCAGAGUGUCUUUUAGGCAAACUGUAAAUGACUUCCAGAAGACAUGYUUAGAUGCAGAAUACAUUCCAUCAAUAACUCUGUUCCGUGUUUAUGUCAAUGUGUUGACAUCAAUCAGUAUAUUAGCGGUGGAUUUCCCACAAUAUCCAAGACGAUAUGCCAAAACUGAGACCUAUGGAACAGGACUUAUGGAUUUGGGGGUAGGAGCCUUUGUUUUUGGUAAUGCUCUUGUUUGUCCUGAAGUUAGACAAAAAUCAUGUUCAACCCAACCAAAAUUCUCCUUUCUGACCAGGCGUUUUUUUUCCAUUUGGCCAUUGAUUUUUCUCGGUGUGGGACGACUGGUUAGUGUUAAAUCUAUAGAGUAUCAUGAACACAUAUCAGAGUAUGGAGUGCACUGGAAUUUCUUUUUUACCUUAGCAUUUGUGAGACUUGCAGCAUCUCUAAUUUUGACCAAAUUUCCAAAAAGUAAAUCUUGGAUUGUUGCUCUGAAUCUUGCUGUAUUUUAUCAACUUAUUCUUAAUACUACCUCUCUGAAGAUGUUUGUCUUGCAUGGGAGCAAUGGCAAAGACACUAGGGUUGGAUUUUUAAAUGCCAACCGGGAAGGACUGUUGUCUCUCUUUGGAUACCUUGCCAUAUACAUGGCUAGUGUGCAGAYUGGACUCUAUCUGCUGAAGCACAGAAACUCUGUCAAAGAGUGGAUUGAAGCACUGUGUUCUCUAAUCCUGAUGGUUCUUGUGCUCUUUUUGUUUCUUCAUUUGUCACAAGCACACAUGGACCCCGUGUCUCGCCGGAUGGCCAAUCUGCCUUACUGCCUGUGGGUACUUGCUCACUGUCUGACUUUCUUCAUCUGUUUUGUAGUGAUCGAUCUCAUGCUGGUCUUUACAAAGCUCCUAGUGAGCGGGGCCAGCGUGCCCUGUUGCUGGAAUGUUUUACAGCCUGCGCAUUCUGGUAAAAAGCAUGACACGGAGACCGUGCCUGUGAAGGGGGAAAGCAAGUCACUGCACAUUUGCCUGAUCACUGCUAUUGAUAAAAAUCAGCUACUGUUUUUCUUGCUAGCAAAUGUUAUAACUGGCAUUGUAAACAUAAUGAUAGACACAAUUCACAGCAAGACUUUAUUUACAUUAGGUGUGCUGCACUUGUAUAUGUUUUUUAACUGUGUAAUUAUGUAUAUAUUGCAUGCAAAAAAUAUAGUAUUAAAAUUUUGGUGAUUUCACUUGUCUUAAGUGGAUCAGUUAAGCUUUCUUUGCUGCCCUUGAAUGAUGGUGUUUUAAUGGAAAAAUGGGUGUAUUUUCCUGUAUAUAUGACUGUGUAGAUGAAGUAACGUAUAACAGUUUAAUUAUGGUUUAGCAUUACAGUGAUUUAUGUUUUAGAAAAUUAUAUGUUCAAUCCUGUUACCUGUUGGAGGCGAAGCAAUCUUUUUAAAAAUAUAGUUUUUGAGAUUGUUUGCUGAAUACUCAUGCUGCUCCUAUAAACAGUUAUGCAGACGAGUAACAAUUAUGACUAGUGAAUUCUUUGUGGGUUCAAGAGAUAUUCAUAUGCAAGUGCUGGUGUGAUUAGGUAAUGGUGUAUAGAGUAGCAGCAAGAUGAAAAGUAAGAAAAUGAGUAAUUAGAGAGGCUUA